This is a messenger RNA of Alternaria arborescens, 2091 nucleotides long. RefSeq lists its product as hypothetical. Gene Ontology annotation, biological process: regulation of DNA-templated transcription. Gene Ontology annotation, molecular function: zinc ion binding; DNA-binding transcription factor activity, RNA polymerase II-specific. Lineage: Eukaryota; Fungi; Ascomycota; Dothideomycetes; Pleosporales; Pleosporaceae. The record is from RefSeq and is a predicted model, not a curated record. The transcript has 5 exons. Bases 1 to 2091 code for a protein of 696 amino acids.
AUGCCCAAACAACGUCAGACCUGUACGCGAUGCUCCCAACGACGGCAGAAGUGCGAUCGAAAAGCGCCCUGCACGAGGUGUGUACAGAAUAACGAAGGCCAUCUAUGCACUACCAAGUGGGUCAAUGGAUACAACCCAAAUAUUCAUCGCAAAUACCCCAGAAAGCCCUCGGGAGCUAGUGGAAGCGAUACAUCUUCGUCUGUUCCUUCUCCCGAUGUAGAUUCUCAGGCGCUGCUACCCUUGGUUCCUCAUGCUCCACCCACGACCGAGGCUCGAUCGAGUCAAGGCCAGCCCCUUGCAGAUUCAGCAUGGCGAAACAGCUUGCCUGAGAUUAGCAUCGGUGCAAUACUGAAGGAAAAGGAUGCAGACGCGAACCAAACCCUCUUCGACAAGAGUUUCUCUUACGCCAGAUCGAAAGGACCAGUGCGAGAUGCAGCGAACGGAUCAAGCCCCCUUGCGGGUUGCUACUCCAACGCAGCGAGAAUAGUGGAGACACAGUAUCUACAGUCCAUCUUACCGUCGAAAGAUAAGCUAAUGCUAAUUGUGGAUUACUACACGGAGUACAUGGUAUACUGGAUUGGUGGCAUUUUCCAUGCGCCAAGCUUCAGAAGAAAGCUGCUCGCGACCUACGGUCAGUCGUCCGAGCUCGAUCUGCAAAGUCUCGAUUGGAAAUGGACUGCACUCUUAUUUGCUAUCCUCUCAUCCAGUAUAAUCUGCUCUGCAGAAGGUGUUUCAGCCUCCUGGGGUUACUCACUUGAUGACAAAGUCCAGCUAGCACGUGUAUGGGGUGCCGCAUCGAUCUCAUGUCUGAAUCUUGGCAACUACACGUCACAAUAUAGCAUUCACUCGGUGCAGACGAUAUAUAUCAUGCACGCAUACGAACAUCUCGUCGGCUCAACGAAUCAAUGGAUUGCUUUGCGAAGCGUCGGCGUUGUCAUUGCGAAGGGUUUGGGUUUGCACAGACUUGGUCCGCAUCCAGACGAUGAACGGAUAACGGAACUAACCCCAGAUCAAAAGGAAGCCUUUGUCGAGCGUGAGAUUGGUCGCAGAGUGUGGUACGCGGUUGUGUCCCAAGAGUGGUUGUGUUGCACUUCGCAGGCUGCCUAUACGCUGACCCUCCAAUGGCGACAUUUCACGAGCGCAAGGCCACGCAUGUUGGACGAAGAGACUAUGACGCCGCUCUCCAAUCCAGCAACCCCGACAGUCGCCGCCGUCGGGCAUUACUUCUUCGACUACGCUGCGGUACUCCUUGACGUUCAUAACACUAUGGUGGGGCUUCUAGAUAAAGACGACGCUACCAAGUACGCUGCGAUACUCAAACAUGAUGGUGAGAUGCGCGCUACAUGUACGGAGAAGGUGCCAGCAUGCCUCUCACCCCGGACGCCGUACGAUCCCAACUGGCCUCAGUGGGUGACCUGGGCGAGGAGACUGCAUCAAGCGUCCGUCAACCAUAAGAUCAUCAUGAUUCACCAAAACUUCUUGAGCAAGAGCUUCAAGGAUUUACGCUAUACAUACAGCAGGUGGGCCUGUAUGACCGCCGCACAGAACAUUAUUAACAUAUACAACGCCCGGGAUGCCAACGAGCCGCAAUGGUGGGUCGAGCAAGCUUUUGUCGUCACGGCUGGUAUUUGCAUGAUAUUGGAGCUCUUCCACCGCGCUGAGGCGGAUGGGGAAGCUCAAGAGUACCAACUGUACGUGAAGAAGGCCGUCAGGUUCUUACAGCUGUUCUACACAUCGAGUGUUGCAGUACACGGUGUCCGUCUUCUCAUGUCGCUCUUGCAGGAGUAUGAGAAGCUGAAAGAAGCAUCAAGCACAAAGACCGCACCAUCGAUGGAAACUUCAGCCUCACGACCCUGUGCUUGUGUUUCCGACAACAUUGAGGACAUCUCGAUCACGGACGCAGCCCGCGGAAGUCAUGCGUUCCCUGUGGUACCCGAUAUACAAUUGUCAUUCGACGAUGCUUUCAAUUUUGAUAUCGAUGCACUAGGCUUCGAUGAUUUGAUGGACUACCUCCCGAGUGUAGAAGGCUCGUUGGAUAACAAUGUCUUCCAUACCAGCAUGUUGUCAGCUAACGGAUGGUCGACGUGGUAG